Culex quinquefasciatus (southern house mosquito) is the source of this 2132-nucleotide messenger RNA. RefSeq lists its product as uncharacterized. The annotation marks the transcript as partial. NCBI's taxonomy places the organism in Eukaryota, Metazoa, Arthropoda, Insecta, Diptera, Culicidae. The record is from RefSeq and is a predicted model, not a curated record. The transcript has 5 exons.
GCAUCCUACGACGAACGGUACAAAACGGCCGUAGCGGCUUAUCAAAAUUACCUGGAAGGAUUACAGUUGGUCUUGUCCGAAAAUGAACUCAAAAUGCAAAAAGUCCACAACCGUCACUCGGUGCCACUUUGGUUCCAGGAACUUUCCAACGAACAGGUCCAGGCUGCGGACGCCUUUCUCGAAGCGCUCCGGGACGAUCGGGACGAGGGAACGCACUACCGGUGUCGCUCGCUAAUCCGUUCGCUGGGCGUUUAUCCCCUGUGUCCGGCUUGGGUUUUAAAGGAAGCGGUGCAGAUGUCCAGCGGCAGUGACAUUUCCUUUUUAUGGUUCCUACUCGGGUUGCACUACUCGAAGAAUGCCACCAGUGAUUACUCUAUCAACGAACGAUUGAUAAUGUCUGCGAUUUGCCAUCUGGACAUGAUGACCACGCUCCGUGGCUUGGAGGAGGUUCUGCCUCCUCGAGCUCAGGAAAAAUCCUCUCCUGAAAGUUCGCUUAGUUCAUCCUCCCACGACUGGCAUCGGAACGUCGAUCAUUGUUCGCCCUACCUGGAACCGCUUCGCGUUCCGGAUCCCCGUCCGCAAAACUGGAACGGAGUACGCAAUUUCCACCCGGAAGCAGCCUUUUCCCUCUCUCGGUACGCCCCGUACCAGGAUCCACACUUCAUCAUUCCCAACGAAGCGUCCCGAUGGUUUGCCAAGCGAACCGCCGGCAACCAGACGACCUCGUUUGAUGAAGCGGUCCAAACGGAGGAGGCGGAGAACCCGGCUCCGGAGGUUUGCGAUAGUGCGGAACAGAUCGUGAGGGAACUGCUGAACGAUCAGCUGGGGUUGAUGGUGCGAAAGGAAAAUGAGAGGGCGGAUCUAUGCCGGAAGCACCGGGAUAUGGAGAAAAGACGGCGGAAGUUGCUCGGGUUGAUCACGAAGCGGUCGGAGAAGAGAGCGAAGAUCGACUCCGCGGUGGAAACCGCCCAAACCCAGGCGGACCUGGCCACGCAAAAAUCCCGCGAUGCUCACAUGAUCAAACUGCUGCUGCGCAAGCUGAUCGACGAUUCGAUCGCGUCCUGUCUGCUAACCCCGCGCAGCAACUGCCCGGAAUGCUGGCAAGCGUACGAACACCAGCGCAAGCUGCAGACCCGUGCCAAGUGUUCGUGUCCGGGCGCGUCGAAACCGUUCUGCUUCCGGAACAUGUUGGACCGCUCGAAGGGGGCGGCAACGUUGCAGCGGUUUUUCCGCUGUUGUCGCGGCAGAGUUGUUCCGUACGAGUUUGACUACCGUAAGAUCUUGGAUGAUGACGCCGCGCAGCCGGUGCAGUGUCCGAUGAAGCGAGCCAUUCGGGUGGCGCUGGAGAUGGAGCGGGAAGAUGCGGACGAGGCCGUGGCCAUCGAUCGGUGCAUGAAGAAUAUGUGGCGCUGCGAGUUGAAGCUGUGGAACGAGCAGUUCUUGAAGGGGAUGGAAGAGGUUAGGGAGAAGGAAACGAAGAUUGAUUUUCUGGACUUUCCGUACGUUGACUCGAAGGAUCCGGUGUUUUUGCAGCAGCUACUCAAGCGAGCCCUGCUGAAACUCUCCGAAACCCCAAAGUACGUGCUGGCCACCUUUCCAGAGGCGUACAAACUCCCAUUCCUGAACGCGUGGAUCCGGAACCGGUACGGAGUACGUAUCUCCGCAAAACGCAAGCAAGAGAUGCUCUACGAAAGCAAGCACUUUUGGGAGUGGCUCAUCCCGCGCGUCACCGAGAUGCGAUGGCCAAUCUGCGCCGAUUUGGGGCUGGAGGGUCGCGUCAACUGGAACUACAAGCGACGGCUGGAUGAAACCGCCCAGAAGCACCUCGCCAAAUUCUAUCGAAAGUUCAAGAAGAUUCAAAUCCAGGAAGGGCGUCUCUACUGGUCCACGAUGGACGCGUACGGCACGAACGUGGACCGCUUUCGGCAGGUCUUCUUCGACUAUCUGCCCAACUGUGAGCCGCUGGUGGGGCCGAUGGUGCGGCCGUGGCAAACGUACGAGCACCGGAACGCUGCGGUGUCGGGUAGUGAUAGUAAAACGCGCUGUUGAUUGGUUUAUUAUGCUUUAUUUUAUUGUUCGGUAUACAUUUAUAUAAAUAUGUUGGGGUUUCAUAAAACGAUUUAGAUAAUUUA